This is a messenger RNA of Anolis carolinensis (green anole), 9115 nucleotides long. Its product is annotated as zinc finger protein 586. The coding region runs from base 440 to 2263 and encodes 607 amino acids. The transcript has 7 exons. Lineage: Eukaryota; Metazoa; Chordata; Lepidosauria; Squamata; Anolidae. The record is from RefSeq and is a predicted model, not a curated record. Gene Ontology annotation, biological process: regulation of DNA-templated transcription.
AAAGGGGAGGGACCCGAAGCCCUGCCGAAGGAGCCGAGCAGCGCCAUCUUCACACUCUCCUCCCCAAAAACAUUCCCUCUUUGGGCUGUCAAAAGGAGCAGAGGCCGAGGAUGGCGGCGGAUAGGAGCUAGGCCCGUUGCCAUGGCGACCAGAGCAGUGCUGCAGGGCCCGAACGAGGCCUUCUCUGCCUUCAAAGGGAAGGAAGGCCCAGCAGGAGCUCAGGAGGAAGCCUGGUGAGUUAUCCCAGCUGUAUGGCCAUGUUCCAGAAGCAUUCUCUCCUGACAUUUUGCCCACCUCUAUGGCAGGCAUCCUCAGAGCUUGUGAGGUCUGUUGGAAACUAUGCAGAAAAAUUAGGCACAAAGACUGAUGAGGGAUCCUUGGCCCUGAGAGGGGAGGAGCAGCUAUAACUAAGAGGUUCGCAUUGGACAUCGGUUGAAAGAUGGACAGACCGGACUCAGCUGGGCCUGAAGCAGGAAACGUCCUUGAGGGCUUAAGUGCUGGGAACAAAGGAAGAUUCUGGGCAAGACCAAUGCUCAAAUUCCUGGGUGAUAACUUUGCCAACUCAGACACACAGCCUCAUCAUUUUGGGCAGUUCUCCUGUGAGGAGGUGGAGUGGCCCCGGGAGAUCUGCAGCCAACUCCACCAUCUCUGCCGCCAGUGGCUGAAGCCAGAAAAACACACAAAAAACCAGAUGCUGGACCUGGUGGUGCUGGAGCAGUUCCUGACCCUCCUGCCACCAAAGAUGUCAAGCUGGGUCAGGGAAUGUGGAGCAGAGACAUGUUCCCAGGCCGUGGCCCUGGCAGAAGGAUUCCUCCUGAGUAAGGAAGCAGAGGAGCAGGAUGAAGAGCAGCAGGCGAAGAAGCUCUCUACUGACAUUCAGCCUGAUUUCUCUGCUGUAAGAGAGGCUCCAUCAGAUGCCAGGCAGAACUCCCAGCAAAGGGACAUCACUUUGCAAGGGGCUGAAGCAAUACAGGGAACAAUGGCUCUUGGUUACAAUGGAGUGGGACUAUUUCAGGUUCCAGUGACUUUUGAAGAAGUGGCUGUGUCUUUCCUCCCAGAGGAAUGGAGUUUCCUAAAUGCAGAUCAGAGAGCCCUGUACAACGAAGUCAUGGAGGAAACCUGUAGCAUCAUGUCUGCUCUUGGUAACUGGAAGGGAAAAAAUGCCUUUGCCAACCACAGGAAUCCUCAUACUCAAAUCUUUCCCAAACACGAAGAAGCCUGCAUAGAAGAAAAAUGUCCUGAAGAGAUGGCCUGCAUAUGCACCAACUGUGGAAGAUGUUUUACCCCAAACACAAUACAUGUGUGUGAUGAGAGAAUGCAGCAGGAAGAGAACCACUUUGGAUAUGAAGUUUUGGUGAAAGGUGUUGAUUGCAAAUUGCAGCAUGAGAGAUACCAUAUAGCAGAGAAAGCACACAAAUGCCAGGAGUGUGGGAAAUGUUUUGCUUCCAAGUCGCAUCUUCGGCAACACCAGGCAAUCCACACAGGAGACAAACCAUACAGCUGCCAAGAAUGUGGGAAAUGUUUUAUUUCUACAUCAGGACUCCUCAGACACCUGAGAACUCACACGGGAGAGAAACCCUACAGAUGCCAAAUGUGUGGAAAAUGUUUUGUUUCUAAUUCAGUACUUCUGAUCCACCAGAGAAUCCACACAGGGGAAAAGCCAUACAAAUGCCAGGAAUGUGGGAAAUGUUAUGCCCAUCAUUCAGGGCUUGUUGUCCACCAAGGAAUGCACACAGGAGAGAAACCGCACAACUGCCAAGAAUGUGGGAAGUGUUUUCAUUCCCGAUCAGGACUUCUCAAACACCAGAGAAUCCACACAGGAGAGAAGCCAUACAAAUGCCAAGAGUGUGAGAAAUGUUUUCUUUCCAAGUCAUCUUUUGUGGAUCACAAACGGGUUCACACAGGAGAGAAACCAUUCAAAUGCCAGGAGUGUGGGAAAUGUUAUGCCCGAAAUUCAGUGCUUAUUAUCCACCUGAGAACCCACACAGGAGAAAAACCAUACGGGUGCCAGGAGUGUGGGAAGUGUUUUAAUUCCAAGCCAGAACUUUUGAAUCACCAGAGAAUCCACACCGGAGAGAAACCAUAUAAGUGCCAGGAGUGUGGGAAAUGUUAUGCCCGGAAACCAGAUCUUGUCAUUCACCAGAGAACCCACACAGGAGAGAAACCAUACUCAUGCGAGGAAUGUGGAAAACGCUUUUCUUCCAAGUCAUGUCUUGUCAUCCAUCAGAAAAUCCAUCAGAAAUAUAGUACAUAUAGUACAUAAAAUCCACAAAGGAGAGGAAGAAUACAAAUGUGAAGAUUGUGAAAAAUCCUAUGUUUCCAGGUCAGGACUUGUGAAACACAAGACAAUGCAUAAAGGAAAGGAACCAUAGAAAAGCCUAGAGUUCUGCCCACAGUUGAGACCUUGUCACCCACCAGAGUCCACACAGGCAAAAAAUGCUACAAUUGCUUGGAGUGUGGGAAAUGUUUUACUCAGAAUUCAGCUCACAGGCAGCAUAAAACAGUUCACACUGAAGAGAGCACUUUUUUGCCUUGAAAGCAGAGUAAUUACUAUAUGAGAAUUCACAGAGAAAUCACUGAAUCCUAUGAGCCCCUGGUGGCGCAAUGGGUUGAACCCUUGUGCCUGCAGGACUGCUGACUUGAAAAUUGAGUUGCUGACGUAAAGGUUGCCGGUUUGAAUUUGGGGAGAGUGUCGAUGAUCUCCCUCUGUUAGCUCCAGCUCCCCAUGCAGGGACAUGAGGGAAGCCUCCCACAAGGAUGGUGAAAACAUCCAGGCAUCCCCAGGGCAACGUCCUUGCAGACAGCCCAUUCUUUUCACAUCAGAUGCGACUUGCACUUUCUCAAAUCUCUCCUGACACGAAACAAAAACUGAAUCCUACAUUGAUUUAAACUCCAAGUGCCAGCAAAGUUAUGUCUUUCUCAAUCCAUAAAUCCAUCACUAAGACAUUCCUAAGGGGAUGCUAUUUAAAGCAUCAACUUCCACUCUCAACAGUACAAAGUUCUUCCUCACAUUUUUUCAGAAUUUGCUUUCCUUUGAGUUGAAUCCAGUGGUUCAGAUCCCAGAGAGGCAGCAAACAAGCUUGUUCCACUUUCUAUCUGAUUACAGUAGUAGUUCCCAACCUUUGAGCCUCCAGAUGUUUUUGACUUCAACUCACAGAAAUCCCAGCCAGUUUACCAGCUCUUAGGAACUGUGGGAGCUGAAAUCCAAAACAUAUGGAGGCCCAAAGAUUGGGAGCCACUGCGCUACAGAGAUUUGAGUUCAUCGAAAGCAGCUGAAUUGCUAAUUCUUUACCUCCUUUGAUACAUUUUUACUAUUAUGGUUUUUUUUAACAUUUUAUUAUUAUUGUUUUUAGGGGGAAGAUGAGUGAAGUUAGUUUGAAUUGGUGUACUGCUGAUAUAAGAGACAUAUUGGGAAAUUACCGUCUUUACAAAUUGUAUAACAAAACUAAUUUUGCUGAUUUUUGUUUAAAAUGGGACUGAAGGUGCCAUUUUGGGGGCUCCAUCCCUUAUUUAGUCUGUCAACUCCUUCGUUCUUCCUCCCCUUUGAUCCUAUUGGUUUCUCCUCUCCCUUCGUCUGCUUAGCUGGCACAGUGGGUCCCACACUUUGAAGGGUUUAGUGAGGUUUGAGCUGUCAGUUUGGCGCCAAAAGAUCAUCUAGUAAAAUCUAGGCACCCUUCUUCUGUCUGCUCAGAAGUUUAUCUCAUUGUACACAUUUGUAAUCCUUUAGUAUUACGCUUAUCAUGGCUCACACAUUUCUGGAUCUUCUGAUAAUCACUAAUCAUUUCCUACUUUCUUGACUUUUCUCUCCCUCUAUUUCCUCCAUCUCUCCUAUACGCUUUUCCACCCAUCACAUUUGUCAAUUGGUUAGAAAUUUAAGCAGUUUGGUAAGCUGAAGGACAAGAUUGAUUCACUGUUUUCAUCCUCACCAUUAAAAAAUUACUGAGAAAGAAGUCUCAUUGAAUUUAACAAGCAACAUUCCUUCCUGCUUCAUGAUAUGGAUUAAUGAGACAACGUCUGCAGUAUAUUGGUAGAGGCAAAAACUGUCCAGCAUGUGCCCAAAGGCACUCUAGAAACACUUCUGAUCAAGAACCCCCUUCCCUGGAUUCAUUGACAGAUCUUUGUAGCCAGCCCCUUGUUGCACUUGCCUUAGAUGUGCAUCCACUAGCUAAAAUUAAUGCAUCGUUGCUUACUUUUAGGAGUUGCGAGUCCUGCCAUGUUUAUUUUGCUCUCGCCAUAUUCAUUCUUCCUUUGUUGUAUGCAGUGUGCUUGUAAUAGCUAUUACCAUGCUGGUUUGUCUUGCUUUGAAGGGGCCUGAUGGAGAAAACUUAUUAGUUGUUUUCUAAACCUGCCAGAUUUAUUGUGCAGCUGUAUAAUAGGAAGUAAUAAUUGAAGAAUGCCAUUCUCAUGAGUGGAAUGAUGGCGUGUUUGGAGGGUUUGGAUUUAAAAAUGGGAGGGGAGAAACUCCGAACCAACUGAAAAUAGAAGAUAUUUAAAAAUAAUGUCCAUGGAAAAAGGAAUACAGACAUACCUUGUGUUUCUAAUAGGGUGCACCUAUACUGUUGAAUGCAUGCAGUUAGACACAUUUGAAUUGGCAUAGAAUCCUGGGAAUUAUAGUUUGGGCCUCAUGGGCCAGAAAAGCAAAAGCUCUUGCAAAACUACUACUCACAGAAUUCAAUUGCAUUCAGCCAUAGAAGUUAAAGCUGUAUCAAACUGUAUUUAUUUAACAAUUAAUACAAUUAGAGAAAGCUACAGACUUUGCAAAACUACAGCUCCCAGGCUCUCAUUGCAUUGAGCCAGAGCAGUUCAAAGUAGUUUCAAACUACAUUCUUCAACAGUGUAGACACAUCCAUGGCGGACUCAAACUCUGUAGCCAUCCCAUCCUGUUCAUGAUAUCAAGUCCUUUUACCUUCAGAGCUGUAUUAACCUCUGUGCCUCAAUAGAGAUCAAAAUGGGAUAGAAAUACUAUACAUAUGUAAAUCCUGCAGGAGAGAUGGUUGAGAGGAGACAUAAGAGCCAUGUAUAAAUAUUUGAACAGAUGCCAUAAGGAAGAGAGAGUAGGCUUGUUUUCUGUGGCCCUGGAAACUAGGACUAGGAGCAGUGGGUUCAAAUGACAGGAAAGGAGAUUCCACCUGAACAUUAGAAAGAACUUCCUGAAGAGCUGUUCAAUAUAUGCUUUUAUGGUUUUAAUCUGAAUUGUUUUUAAUGCUAAUGAUGUUUAAUGCUGUUUUAAUUUUUGUAUAUUUUAAAUUGUAUACUGAUGUUUUUAUGCCAAGCCGCUUUGAGUCUCCUGUGGGAGAGAUAAAGCGGGAUGAUGAUGAUGAUAAUAAUAACAACAACAACAACAGCCUUGAAGUCUGGUGAAAACUCCUUCCUUGGAGGCUUUAAACAGAGGCUGGAUGGCCAUCUGUCAGGGGUGCUUUGAUUAUGCUUUUCCUUCAUGACCCUUGGACUCUUCCAACCCUAUGAUUCUAUUGCACGCAUGUAUAAUAAUAAUAAUAAUAAUAAUAAUAAUAAUAAUAAUAAUAAUAAAUUUGUUUUUAUACCCCACCUCCAUCUCCCUGAAGGGACUCGGGGCAGCUUACAUGGGACCAAGCCUGGGUAAAACAGCAAACCAAAAUAAAAUAACAUUAGAAAAUACAGAUACAAAGAUCAAAUUAACAUUCUAAACAUAAUAAAAUAUAAAAUGACUAGCUGUGCCCGGCCACGCGUUGCUGUGGCGAAGUAUGGUGGUAUGGGAAAUAAAGUAUUGAGGAAUUGGUGGUAUUGUAGUUAAGGUAAAGGGUAAAGGUUUUCCCCUGACAUUAAGUCCAGUCAUGACUCUGGGGGUUGGUGCUCAUCUCCAUUUCUAAGCUGAAGAGCUGGCAUUGUCCGUAGACUCCUACAAGGUCAUGUGGCAUGACUGCAUGGAGUGUCGUUACUUCCCCGCCGGAGCAGUGCCUAUUCAUCUACUCUCAUUUGUGAGGCCUAACUCUGCCUGUCCCCUGGGCUGAGUGGGUUGCUAGGAGACCAAGUCGGUGGAGCUUAGCCUUCUAACUGGCAGCAAUUGGAUAAAAACAAUUAUUCAUCUCCCUCUAAUUAGGACUUUAUUUUUCUUUUCUUUUUGUCGUAUGAAUGUAGAGGCAUGGAUGAGGGAUUGUGCUGCCAAGUUUAGUGUUUCUGGGAUGUGUAGUUUUGUUGUUUUGUCCUAGGCCAAAAUUUCAUUACCCUUUUAUAUAUAUAGAUAAUCAUAAUAAAAACAUGGAUUUGGCACCCAAGUAAAAGGAAUAAAACAGACUGGGUAAAGUGCAAGAAGUGGAUAUUGUAAAUAAGAUAGUUAAUUAAAUACUGUCAAUAGGAGAGCAACUUGGGGUGGACCCUGUGACUAUAAUAUACUGAUAGGGCAAGAUAAAGUGCAACAGAUGCAGAAAUAUUAUAUGUAUUUGUCAAAGUAUACGUGUAUGUUUACGUAUGUGUUUGAACCACAAAAGUAUCCUACAUGGCUGGCUGCCUGGACAUACCCUUCAUGGUCCAAUUUAAAAAUAUUGGUGGGAUUGAGUUGGGUGAUAGAAGAUGAUAGGAGUUAAAGCCCAGCCACUUCCAGAGAACCCAAAACCGAAGGCAUGGCUGACCUCCCAACUGGACAGACUGCUCAGCCUACUUGCCAAGUAAGGCAUCUCCCAACAUCCUUACCCUUUCACUAGGCAGGCUGGGGGUUAUGGAAGUUGCAGCUUAACACAAACUGUGGAUGUUGGCAUUAGAAGACCUAAACAGCUUUUUUGCGAAGAGGGCCAGAUCUGGUGAGGUGAAAAUAUGUGGGGGCCAACCCUUCAGCCUGACAUUAUUUGAACCAUUGACAUUAAAUGCAAAGGAACUAUUUUAUGAAAUUCUGAAAAUUUUCAUUUCUUCGCACAGGACACAAAUAAAUCCAAAAAUUACAAAAAUCACUCUGCUUUUCAUAUUUGAAGACCACAUAAAAUGACGUCUGUAUAGAAGAUAAAACAUAUCUAGGUUCAUUUGAAACAUGAUAUACCAUGUUUCCCUGAAAAUAAGAUAGGGUCUUAUACAGUAGAGUCUCACUUAUCCAACAUAAAUGGGCCGGCAGAACGUUGGAUAAGCGAAUAUGUUGGAUAAUCAGGAGGGAUUAAGGAAAAGCCGAUUAAACAUCAAAUUAGGUUAUGAUUUUACAAAUUAAGCACCAAAACAUCAUGUUAUACAACAAAUUUGACAGAAAAAGUAGUUCAAUACGCAGUAAUGUUAUGUUGUAAUUACUGUAUUUACAAAAUUAGCACCAAAAUAUCACGUUAUAUUGAAAACAUUGACUACAAAAAUGUGUUGGAUAAUCCAGAACAUUGGAUAAGCGAGUGUUGGAUAAGUGAGACUCUACUGUAUUAACUUUUGUUCCAAAAGAUUUGUCAGGGCUUAUGUAUAGCUGCCAAGACACUAUUUAAAUUGACUUUUAUGAACUGUAACUAGGGCUUAUUUUUUUGAAAUAGGGCUUAUAUUUUGUGCAUCCUCAAAAAUCCUGAAAAACCAUGCAAGGGCUUAUUUUCAGGGUAGGUCUUAUUUUCGGGGAAACGGUAUUAUUCACUAUUAAGUGUGGGAGCCCCCAUUGGCACAAUGGGUUAAACCCUUGUGCUGGUAGGACUGCUGACCAAAAGGUUGGCAGUUCGACUCCAGGGAGCAAGGGGGAGCUCCCAUCUGUCAGCUCUAGCUCUCCAUGUGGGGACAUGAGAGAAGGCUUCCAGAGGAUGGUAAAAUAUCAAAAACAUCUGGGGACGGGCAACGUCCUUGCAGACGGCCAAUUCUCUCACACUAGAGGUGACUUGCAGUUUCUCAGGUCGCUCCUGACCUAAAAAAAAACUAUUAAGUGCUCACCUUCUAAAAUUAAAAUAUGUGAACAGGAAAAUAACAGUGCUGGUGGGCUGCAUAUUAUUGAUUGUUUUAAUAAGAGAUGCUGCAGGUCAGUGGAAAUUUGAACAUGGGCCGCAAUCGGCCCCUAGACUGGACUUUGAACAUACCUGCUCUACCUGAAAAUAAUAAUGAUAAUAAUAAUACUUUAUUUUUCUAUCCUGCCACCAUCUCCCCGAAGGGACUUGGGGCGGCUAACAUGGGGCCAAGCCCAAAACAGAGACAAAACAUCACAAGUUAAAACACGAAUCAAUAACUAAAAACAGUGUCAACACAACAAUCAAAUAAAAUAAAUAAUUCAAUUACAAUUAAAACACAGUUUUAAUUAAAUCUCUGUGCUUUUCAAAGAUUCCAAGUAAUCUUCAAGGGUAGCCCCAUAUAGUGUGAAUUGCAGUAGUCUAACUGGGAUUUAACUAAGGUAAGGACUACAGGCCAGACAUGGUUUCUCUGUCUUGGUUCAACCCACAAGUCUUUGCCAAUGCUUCUGGCUUAAAAGGAGCCAUAGCCAGAAAAUGACCCACAGACCUGCGAAAUUUGCACUUUCUCCUCUGCAGUAAUAGGUGAGAAAUCCUUUAUUUCAGUGGUUCUCAACCUAUGGGUCCCCCCGGUGUUUUGGCCUACAAUUCCCAGAAAUCUCAGCCAGUUUACCAGCUGUUAGGAUUUCUGGGAAAUGAAGGCCAAAACAUCUGGGGACCCACAGGCUGAGAACCACUGCUUUAUUCCAACUCCUUUUGGCUGAAGAUGUUAUUUGUGGUGAAUUGCUCUACUCACAGUUCCUGCCUUGGCACAACUCCCCAUCCUCUUCUGGUCCAUGAGGAAAUAAAUACCCAUGGAACUAUUGAAAGAUCUCAAGGAGCAGGCUGGUGGGAUGUGUUUGUGCCAGCUUUCAUCGGGUCAGAAACUUUUGGCUAUAUUGUACUUAAUGUGUGUUGGAGCUCAACAAUGCUCUGUACAAUGCUCUGUCUGGCUUUCGAAUAAGAAUCAGCAGCGUUAAUUACUAUUAUGUAUACUGGAACUCAAUUGACAGACCCAGUCUUUUAAACUUGUACACGCCUAUCUAUAUUUUAUAAAUGCAUUUUAUGAAUGUUAUAUGUAAGUUAAUUUUUUAACUAAUUUAUAGUGUAUUGUACUGUUUUUAUAUGUCUGUUUUAUUGUAAGCCGCCCUGAGUCCCCUGUUGGGUGAGAAGGGCGGGAUAUAAAUAUUGUAAUAAAUAAAUAAUAAAUACAA